Drosophila ficusphila is the source of this 13674-nucleotide messenger RNA. RefSeq names its product dynein axonemal heavy chain 3 (gene Dnah3). Gene Ontology annotation, molecular function: ATP hydrolysis activity; ATP binding; dynein light intermediate chain binding. Bases 108 to 13265 code for a protein of 4385 amino acids. The transcript has 52 exons. Gene Ontology annotation, cellular component: dynein complex. Gene Ontology annotation, biological process: microtubule-based movement. Lineage: Eukaryota; Metazoa; Arthropoda; Insecta; Diptera; Drosophilidae. The record is from RefSeq and is a predicted model, not a curated record.
AAUCGUGUUUCGUUGUGUUGGCUUUGAAUACAUCUCGUUAAAGGACCGACAUCGACGGAAGGAUCGCGCACACACCUCCAGCCCGGCUACAAGUCCAUGGUUUCAGAAUGCAAAAGAAGGUAGCGCCCGAGCGACGUCCCUUCUGCGAUCCUCGGCUGCAGGACGACAAGUUGCGGAGGAAACGUACGCUCCAUCUUCCCCGAGUUUCCCAGGCUCAAAAGAAGGGAGAGAAGCGCCAGCUGAACGAUUGCCCCUUCUUCAAUCUGCAAUAUGGCUUCGACCAGCUGCCCUUGGAUCCCGUCAAGGAGUUUCUGCAAGAGAAGAUUUCCCAUAUGCAGACCGACAAAAUUGUGGGUCGCUGUAACCGGGAGUUCGACUUCCACCACUACGAUCUGGAUAACGUGAAGGAGCAUUACGACGAGUGCGACGAUGACAGCCUGCAGGAGUUGCAGUUGGAGGACAUCGUCAUGCCGGAGCAGUUCGAAAUGCUGCGCGAUGCCAAGGAUCACACCUACAACUUUGAUUCCACGGCUUGUAAUCAAUUUCCCUGGAUUGACAAAUGGAUGACUGGCGUUCGGCCCAGUGAGCAGGAAAUCUACGAGAUGACCAGCCAGCUCCUGGACAUCUACUGCAACCGCAGAGUGCGAAUCUUCUAUCCGGGAUGUGGCACUAAGUCAUCUCUGUGGACAAACCAGCUGAGGCGCCAGCACGGAUCGCCCUCGGAGUUGAUUGGAGCCUAUCGAACGCCAACUGCCCGCCACAUGAGGGUUAACAAUAUGAAGGGACCUCCAAAGAAGGAAAAAUUCACAGCCGGCGAUCAUUAUGCAUUCCGAACGCCUCAAGAAUGCCGCAACGAACUAAUGAGGGUUGGCAAAAUAAUCGAUGAGCUUAUCGAACCCGUGCUGAAAGCUGCCGAAGACAAUAUUGGACAUGGGCGCACUAAGUAUCCCGAUGCGCCCACUUGUAAGGACAAAAGGAGCAUAGCCUUGAAGCCAACAGGCCUCAUUGAGGCUAAGAAAAAAAUAUGCUGUGUGGGGAAAAUUCGCAUCCACCGCAAAGAUUUUGCUACCAAUGAGGAGUUUCUACAUUGCCUGAAGAAAAUGGAAGCCACUCACUUUCCGUACAUGCAACCGUUGCAACCGGUGGAUCCCGAUGACCAGAAGAGGCUGAUGAUGACGAAGUAUCAAAAGCAGUUGGCAGCGGCCGAGAAGCUUUUCCCCCUCAAGAUGCAAAAGCGAUACCAGUGCCUGCUGAAAAGUAUGUCCAUAGUGCAACUGGCCACGUAUCCCUCGCACCUCAUACGAAGGGCCUUCAAAAAAAUUGACCCACGCAGCGCACUUCUUCAGGAUGCCUACCGAUUUAUACUCAAGGAGGAGAAAGAUUGGCCCAAACUGCCGCCAGAAGUUAUAUUAAUGGAUUAUCUGUUCGUGGGCGACCGCGGAGUGCGCCAGGACCUGGCCAUCCUUAUAAUCGUGUGCCUCAUCGAUCUGCAGGAGGACUUCCGCCACCAUGUCAAGCGCACCUUCCUCAACUACCUGCUCUCGUCUAAUAUGGAGCGAAGGCGUCUUCAGCUGGAAAGGGAACCCCCUCAGUUUCCCACCUUCACCAUUUACCCGCCGGUUCCCUGGAGAUCCAAUCUCUUGAGGGGCAAGGCUCGCAUUGGAGAGGUCCUGAUGACCACACAUCCCACUGUCCAGGCUUUGAAUAGGCUGUGGCAUGAUCUCUACGAGGAUCUGGUGGUUGUGGAUCUGGGGCAGUUGCUUCUUGCCCAAAGGCCGCUGGAUGCGGAUACUGUAGAGGUUUUCAUUAAGAAGAGCUGCGCUGACGUUCGGGAUUUACUUCUCAACGAUUGGCUGCCGCGUUGCGCUGACCUGAUGAACGAAAUGCGUGGCACUUGGAAGGACCUUGUGCCCAUGUCCGGAAAAUAUGGAGGACGGGCUGCCAUGCUCUUCCGCUGCAUCCACUCGGCGAUGUCCCGCCACCUGAACAGCCUCAUUAGCAAGAGCAUCAACUACCUGUUCAAGGUGCUGUGCGCCUUCAAGGAGGGCAACCGCAUCGACCAGUACUCCAUGUUCGAUGCCAAGCUCAAGAGGAUACCGCUAAUGACCCUGAUUGCCUCUGUGGUUGGGGCCCACUUCGAUCACGAGCCCAUUGACAUGGGUCCCGGGGUCAGACCGGCCUCGAAUAUAUAUGUCUACGACGAGGACGAUGCCGAUCCUUUCCAGCAACCGCAGGCUAACCAGUUUGUGGAAAACUUCCCCGACAUUGAUGAUGUGGCGCAGUUCGAACUGGAUCAUUCGAAUAAGCUCUAUAUAUACCCCUACAUGCAGGAGCUGCCUCGACUUUUCACAGAGCAUUUCAAGAGUAUCUUGGCAGUGGGCUACGAAAUUCCCCGUCUCGAGUUUGUCAUGUCUGGCGGCGAACCCGAGACACAAGGCUUUUUGCAUUAUAUAGACGAAGACCACUGCGAUUUCCUGGAACUCUGCGAGAAAGUCGAGCAGAUCGUCAAGGUCAACUGGCGAGGAGUUCACGUCUACCUUAAACCCAUCUACAAGUACUACUUCGGUUUGUUCCAGAAGUUGAUAAUGCCCAUGGUGCAGAAGGUCUGGACCGAAAAUAUCCUGCCGGAGCUCGGGGUUGUCCAGGAGCUGCUGAAAAAACUGCAGGCCGUGAGCGAUACGACCUAUUAUCUGCGCGAUUUCAUUCCGCUCAACCUGUUCAUGUUGGAUAAUCGGCACGUGAAGCUAUCGCUGCGGAUGUAUGUGCGCGAAAUCUACGAUUUCAUAAUUGAUUUUUACAAAGCCCUCAAUUGGAACGAGAAUCGGGCCAUCUGCGAGGAGCUGGAGGAGAUGUCGAUGAAGGCCGGCGAGCGACCGGAGGAAACGCCCGAGGUGGUGGCCCUGCAGAACUACAUCAACGAAUGCCGGGAGAUGCGCAUAUUUGCCAUCAAGGAUGAAAUCAAGAACGUGUUGAAGCGCGUCGUCUUCCUGCUGACACACACCUACCUGUCCAGCGAUGAACUCCACCUCAACUCGCGCACAUUCAUCCUGCCCGGCGAGCUGGAGGAGGUCCUGGAUCUGAGUGCCGCCCGGCUGGCGGUGGUGCGUGAUAAUCUGGAGCUGGCCUUGCGGGAGCGGCGCUUGGAGUUCGAGAAGCUGCUCGCCCAGGAGAAGCGGACGAUGGACGGCUUUCGCAUCCGGGAAAUCCGGGAUGUGCUCACGCUGGAGGAGCUCAAGGAGCGGGUGGACACGGUCGAUAUGCUCUUCACCACCAUCGAGAACCUCAGCCGAGAGGCAAAGGCCAUUAAUACUGAGGAGACCCUGCUCCAAAUCGACGUCUCCGCCUUCCCACUGCUGGCCGAGAUCAUCGAGAAAAUGGAGCCCAUCGAGAAGCUGUGGAAGACCUCGUACGAGUUCGAGAAGGAUUAUCUCAUUUGGAUGUUCGAGCGCUUCGAAUGCCUUAAUGCGGACGGCGUGCGGGAGCAAGUGGAGAAUAUGCACAAGAUAAUGUACAAGCUGUCCCGCCAGUUGGCCUACAAUCCGGUGGCCAAGAGAGCCGCCGAGCAAAUGCGCAUGAAGAUCGAGAAGUUCCGCGUUUACUUGCCCGUUCUGGACUCCAUUUGCAGGCAUGGAUUGGAGAAGCGGCAUUGGGAUCAGAUCUCAAAGAUCCUGGGUCGCAAGGUCAACCCGAAACUGUACCCCACCCUGAAGGACAUGAUCGACGUGGAUAUUAUGAGUAUCCUUCCGCAAUUAGAGGAGAUUGCGAAUGCCGCCGGCAAGGAGUACGAUCUGAAUAACGGACUGAGGAUCAUGCAGGCGGACUGGAAGGACGUGAUGUUCGAAGUGCUGCAGUACCGCGACUCGGACACGCACAUCCUGGCCAGCCUGGAUGAUAUUCAGACCUUGCUGGACGAUCAUAUCAUGCGCACUCAGGCCAUGAAGAGAUCGCCUUUUAUUACUGCCCUUGGUUCGAAGGCAGAUGAUUGGGAGUCCCGGCUUCUCUUGAUUCAAAACAUCAUCGAUGCCUGGACUCAAGUGCAGAUUACCUGGAUGUAUCUGGAACCGAUUUUUAGCAGCGAGGACAUUAUGCGACAAAUGCCGCUGGAGGGACGAAACUUCAAGGCGGUGGAUAAGUUGUGGCGCAAGAUCAUGAAGCACACUCUUAAAGAUCGACGUGUGAUGCAGGCCACCGAAUAUCCAGACAUGCUGGAAGUGUUCACCAAGGCCAUCGAGGAUCUGGAAACGGUGACCAAGGGCUUGAAUACCUAUUUGGAGCAGAAGCGCUUGUUCUUUGCUCGCUUCUUCUUUUUGUCCAACGAUGAGUUACUGGAGAUUCUAUCGGAGACAAAGGAUCCAAUGCGAGUGCAGCCCCACUUGAGAAAGUGUUUCGAGGGGAUUGGCAGUCUAACGUUCGACGACAACAUGGAGAUCAUCGAGAUGGUCAGCGAUGAAGAGGAGCGAGUGGCUUUGGUUCGCAAGAUAAAUCCGCAGCUGGCCAAUGGCCUGGUGGAGAUGUGGCUCAAGGAGGUCGAGAUGGUGAUGCUGGACAGCGUGAAGGAGCAGAUGCACGAAGCCUGGGAGGACUACGCGAUGGUGGAGCGCAUCGCCUGGGUGGUCAGCUGGCCCGGCCAGGUGGUGCAGGGCAUAUCCUGCAUGGCCUGGACCUACGAGGUGGAGGAGGCCAUCGAGACGAAGACGCUGCCGGCUUAUUUGGAGAAGUCCAAUCUGCAGAUUGCCGACCUGGUGCAAUUGGUGCGCACGGAUCUGCAGGCUGGAGUCCGGAUUGCCGUCGAGGCGCUGAUUGUCCUGGACGUACACGACCGCGAUGUGGUGAAAUACUUAGCAGAUUGCAGGGUCGCCAACAUCCAGGACUUCGAUUGGAUCUCCCAGCUGCGAUACUACUGGAAGGUCAACGAGAAAAACGAGGAUUGGGUGUGCGUUAGCAUGGUGGUCACAGAUGUGGAAUACGGCAUGGAAUACCUGGGCAAUCUGCCCCGACUGGUGGUGACUCCCCUCACCGAUCGUUGCUACCGCACACUGAUGGGCGCACUGAAGCUCUGCUUGGGAGGAGCACCCGAAGGACCUGCCGGCACGGGAAAGACCGAGACCUGCAAGGAUCUGGCCAAGGCGGUGGCCAAGAAGUGCGUCGUCUUCAACUGCUCCGACGGACUGGACUACAAGGCGCUGGGCAAGUUCUUCAAGGGCUUGGCACAAUCGGGCGCCUGGGCCUGCUUCGACGAGUUCAAUCGCAUCGAGCUGGAGGUGCUCUCCGUGGUGGCGCAACAGAUCCUGACCAUCCAGCGGGCCAUUGGACGCAAGGUUGUGAAAUUCUUUUUCGAGGACACGAUGCUCAAACUGGAUCCGACUUGUUCCAUAUUCAUAACCAUGAAUCCCGGCUACGCCGGACGAACGGAGCUGCCGGACAAUCUGAAGGUCCUCUUCCGCACGGUGGCCAUGAUGGUGCCGGACUACGCCAUGAUUGGCGAGAUCACCCUCUACUCCAACGGGUUCGACAUGGCCAGGAACCUCUCCCAGAAGAUUGUGCAGGCCUACAAGCUCUGCUCCGAGCAGCUGUCCUCGCAGUCCCAUUACGAUUACGGAAUGCGCGCCGUGAAGUCGGUCCUGUUGGCCUCCGCCUCGCUGCGACGGCUGUAUACUGACCUGCCGGAGCCGGAGAUUGUCCUGCGUGCCAUCGUCGAUGUCAAUUUGCCAAAAUUCCUGGAACAGGACAUCUCCCUCUUCAUUGGCAUCUACAUGGAUCUCUUCCCCGGCGUCGAGCUGCCCAUGCCGCAACGUGGCGACAUCCUCAAGUGGCUGCACAUCAACCUGGAGGAUCGGAAUCUGCAGGCGACGCCGUGGUAUUUGGAGAAAAUUCUGCAGAUAUACGAGAUGUUGCUCGUGCGACACGGCCUGAUGAUUGUGGGUGGUCCGAUGGGCGGAAAGACCACCGCCUACCAGAUUUUGGCCCAGACAUUGCGCAAUGUUGCCAACGACGAGGAGGCGACGCUGAAGGAGUUCCCGGUUGUGUUCCGCAUCAUCAACCCGAAGGGCAUCACCAUGGGCCAGCUCUACGGUCGUUUCGACCCGGUUUCCCACGAGUGGUAUGACGGGGUGUUGGCCAAAACCUUCAGGGAGCAGGUGCAAGGACCCAAGGGCGAACGAGCCUGGGUGAUGUUCGAUGGACCCGUGGACGCGGUGUGGAUCGAGAAUCUGAACACCGUGCUGGACGACAACAAGAAGCUCUGCCUGAUGUCCGGCGAAAUCAUGCAGAUGACCAAGCUGAUGAACAUGAUGUUCGAGCCAGCGGACUUGGAGCAGGCUUCCCCGGCCACCGUUUCCCGAUGCGGAAUGAUCUACAUGGAGCCAUCUCAGCUGGGAUGGAGAGCCCUCCACAAGAGCUUCACCAAUGUCCUGGUGAACAAGGUGGGCCUGAGUGAUAUCUACAUGACUCUGUUCGAGGACAUGACGGAGUGGCUGGUGCCGGCAGCCCUGGAAUUCCUUCCUCAGUGCAAACAAAUGCUGGAACUUUCUCCCAUUUACCAGUAUCAGACUUUCUCCAGGUUUUUCCUGCACUUUCUGGAGAAGCACAAGAACUUCAAUCAGGCUUGGUUCCAGCAAAUGUUCCUCUUCUGCUUUGCCUGGGCUUACUGCUCAGCCCUCACGGGUCAGGGUCAGAAGACUUUCGAUGCGUUGCUGAGGAAGGUUAUCUACGGUUCUAAUGACAACUAUCCGAAACCCAAGUACUUCUCCCUGAAUCGCGGUCAAAUGUUCCCCGAGAAGUUGCUCUUCCUCGACUACCGAUUCGAUGAGGCGGAGAACUGGUGGACCUGGCAGAAAAGCGAUGACAGUUCGGGAACCACUGCCACAUUCCCCGAAAAUGCUCAAAUCAGCGAACUGAUUGUGCCCACCAAGGAAACGGGUUAUAUAUCCUAUUGGCAGGAUUUCUGUAUUUCAAAAUCAUACGCCAUGUUGGUCGUCGGACCCACGGGCACGGGAAAAAGUGCAAUAAUAACGAGCAACAUUUUGGCCAUGCCCAAGUUCGCUAAUCUGGUUAACGUCAUCAACUUUUCGGCUCGAACCUCGGCUCAAAUGGUGCAGGAUACAAUCAUGAGCAAGUUGGACAGGCGGCGCAAAGGAGUUUAUGGACCUGCCCUCGGCAAAAAGUGCACUGUGUUCUGCGAUGAUGUGGCCAUGCCCUCGAAGGACACCUAUGGCUCCCAGGCUCCACUGGAGUUGCUCCGCACUUGGCUGGAUCACGGAUAUUGGUCGGACCUCGUGGACACCACCAAAAUCGAGCUGGUCGACAUGACUCUGAUAUGCGCCAUGGGCACUUUGGGUGGCAGUAACUUCAUUUUUCCGCGUCUCUAUCGCCACAUGUUCGUGGUGGCCGUCGAUUCCUUUGAGGACUCCACCAUCGUUCGAAUAUUCACAACGAUUGGUGAUUGGCAUUUUGCCAAGGGUUUCCCAGAAAAGGUGGCUCUGCUAUCCCGCGGCUUAUCGGAGGCCAUGGUCAGUGUGUACCGCGAGGCGAUUCGCAACUUCCUGCCCACGCCGGCCAAGUCGCACUACUCCUUCUCCCUGAGGGACAUCACCCGCGUCUUCCAGGGCAUCGUGAUGGUGCCCCCCAAAAGAAUGCCCGAUCCCGAGAAGCUCGGUCGCCUGUGGGCCCACGAAACCUAUCGCGUCUUUUACGACCGUUUGGUGGACCAGCGGGAUCGAGAUCGUCUGCUGCUGAUGGCCAUCGAUGCCUGCAAAACCAAUUUGCGAUUCCCCCUGGAGCAGGCUUUUGGCGAACGCAUCGAGCCCGGCGAGAAGCUCACCGACAACGAUCUCCGCAACCUCUUCUACGGCAACUACAUGGAACCGGAUGCCGAGCCCAAGUUCUACGAUGAGGGGGAAACCUACGAGAAGCUGGAAAAGCUGAUGAACUACUAUCUCAGGGAGUACAACUCCUUCUCGAGCACGCCCAUGGAUCUGGUCAUGUUCCGGUUCGCCAUCGAACAUGUGAGCAGAGUUUCCCGAGUGCUGCAGAUGCCGCGUGGCAACAUCCUGAUGGUGGGCAUGGGCGGAUCAGGACGUCGAAGUUCCUGUCGUCUGGCCGCCUAUAUAGCCGACUGUCGAUUGAUGACGGUUCAGGUUUCCAAGAGCUACACCAUCAUGGAUUGGCGCGACGACCUGAAAAAGAUUCUGAUGUCGGCCAGCUUCAAUCUGAACCACACCGUGUUCCUCUUCUCCGACGCACAGGCAACGGAUGAGGGCUACGUGGAGGAUAUCAAUGGCAUACUUAAUACCGGUGAUUUGCCCAAUCUCUAUCAGCUGGAGGACAAGGCAACCAUCAUGGAGAACAUGGCGAAUGUGGCUAAGCAAUUGGGUAAAGUUCUGGACACGCUGCCCAGUGAGGUUUAUGCAUUUUACAUCGAUCGGAUUCGAGAGCAACUACACAUUGCUUUGGCCUUCUCGCCAAUUGGAGACUCCUUCAAGGAGCGUAUUCGGGUGUAUCCUUCGCUGAUCAAUUGCUGCACCAUCGAUUGGUACAUGCCUUGGCCGGAGGAAGCCCUGUCCCGCGUUGGAGUUUACUUUGUCAGCUCGAUGCACCUGAAUCGUCCACAUGGAGAGGAGCCACAGGAGCAGGUUCAGGCCAAGGAUCCUGCAGAUCCCGAUCAGGAGGAGGUGCGUCGCGAAACAGUUGACGGGGAUCGAGAAUUGUCCAAAUUAGAACUGGACCUCGUUGACUGCGUCAUGUACUUCCAUCAAUCCGUGGUGGAUGCCAGCGAAAAGUGCUACCUAGAAUUGAAUCGCAGGAAUUAUGUUACUCCCUCUGCCUAUUUGGAGUUACUCAAAGCCUUCCGAACCUUUUACACGCGAAAGCUGGAUGAGAUUACCAGACUGAGAGAUCGUUACACCACCGGUUUGGAGAAACUCGACUUUGCCGCCGGUCAGGUGGGUGAAAUGCAAACGAAUCUGUACGAUUUGCAGCCCAAGCUGAAGGUUCUUUCCGAGGAAACGGAUCGCAUCAUGGUGAACAUCGAACGAGAAACGGCGGAGGCUGAGAAAAAGAAGGAAGUGGUGGGUGCGGAUGAGGCGGCGGCCAAUGAGGCCGCAGCUGCUGCUCAGGCCAUCAAGGAUGAUUGCGAAACGGACUUGGCCGAGGCCAUUCCCGCCAUGGAGGCGGCCCUGGAAGCCCUCAACACCCUGAAACCAGCGGACAUAUUCAUAGUGAAGUCCAUGAAGAACCCACCUUAUGGAGUGAAGUUAACCAUGGAAGCUGUGUGCGUGAUUAGGGGCAUCAAGCCAGACCGAAAGCCGGAUCCCAGUGGCCACAUGGUGGAGGACUACUGGGGUCCCUCGAUGCGCAUGCUCAGCGACAUGAAGUUCCUGGACUCCCUAAAAACCUUCGACAAGGAUAACAUACCUCCCGCCAUCAUCAAGAGGAUCCGGGAGAAGUACAUUGCUGAUCGAGAUUUUGUGCCGGAGAAGAUCAAGGCGGCUUCGAUGGCCUGCGAGGGAAUCUGCCGAUGGGUUCGGGCAAUGGACGUGUACGACAAAGUGGCCCGGAUUGUGAUGCCCAAGAAGGCGGCGUUGGCCGAAGCUGAAGGGGAGCUCUCUCAGCAGAUGGAAAAGCUGAACGCCAAGCGGGCCGAACUGCAGGUGAUUCUGGACAAACUGCAAAAGCUCAACGACUUCUUUGCGGAAAAGUCGAGGGAAAAGAAGCGACUAGAGGACGAAAUCGACAACUGCGAGAAGAAGUUGAACCGAGCUGAAAAGCUGCUGGGCGGCUUGGGCGGCGAGAAGACGCGAUGGUCGGAGGCGGCCAAGAAUCUUCACGAAUCCAUUAGCAACAUUGUGGGCGAUGUCCUGCUCGCCGGCGGAUGCACCGCUUACCUGGGAUACUUCACCACGGAGUACCGCGUUAAUAUCCUGGAGGACUGGAACGCCUUGUGCAAGCGCAAACACAUUCCCAGUAGUGAGACCUUUUCGCUGGCCACCACUUUGGGCCAUCCAAUGACCAUUAGGGCUUGGUCUUUGGCCGGUUUGCCAGCGGAUAACUUUUCGGUGGAGAACGGCAUUAUAGUAACCAACUCCAGUCGUUAUUCAUUGCUCAUUGAUCCUCAGGUGCAAGCUAAUAAAUGGAUCAAAAACAUGGAGAAGAACAAUAAUCUUAAGGUGAUCAAACAAAGCGAUGCCAAUUAUAUGCAAGUUUUGGAGGUAGCCAUAACCUUUGGCCAACCCGUGCUCAUUGAGAAUGUGGGUGAAAAGCUGGACUCGAAUUUAACGCCCAUCCUGGAGAAGAACAUCAUCAAACACAAGGGCGGCGUGUUUAUCAAGAGCGGCGACCAAAUGAUAGAAUACAAUCCCAACUUUCGUCUUUACAUAACGACCUGUCUCCGCAAUCCGCGUUAUCCGCCGGAAGUGAUGGUCAUGGUAACAGUAUUAAAUUUCAUGAUAACGGAACAGGGAUUACGCGAACAAUUGCUGGCGAUUGUGGUGGCUCACGAGCGUCCCGAUUUGCAAGAGAAGAAGGAACAAUUGAUUAUUGAGUCCGCAAGGAAUCGUGAUGCAUUGUACACCAUCGAAUCGAAGAUAUUGGAGGUUCUCUCCACCUCUGAGGGCAAUGUGCUGGAGGACGAAAACGCCAUCAACAUCCUUUCCUCCAGUAAGAUCCUUUCGGAAGACAUUCAAGAAAAACAGGUGAUUGCGGUGGCCACUGAAAUCGAGAUCGAUGCCGCUCGGCAGCAAUAUAUUCCUGUCUCCAAGCAUUCGGCCAUCCUGUUCUUCUGCAUCAGCGAACUGGCAAAUGUGGAUCCCAUGUACCAGUACUCGUUAUCCUGGUUCCUCAAUCUCUUCGUAAAUACGAUCCUAAAAGCUCCGAAGUCCGACCAAUUAAGCGAACGUUUGAAAAACCUCAAUGACUACUUCACCAAGUCGAUAUAUACGAAUGUCUGUCGAUCUCUGUUUGAGAAGGACAAGCUGGUCAUUUCGCUGGUCAUGUGUCUGGGAAUCCUGGUUUCCCAGGGUCGAGUGGAGAAGGCUGCACUGCUCUUCUUCCUGACAGGAGGCAUUGGAUACAAGAGCAUUCCGCCGAAUCCCUUGACAGCCUGGCUGCCCGAUAAAUCAUGGGCAGUUAUUUGCAGAGCCUCGGAACUGGAAGGCCUGAAGAACCUGCCGCAGAUGAUGGAGGCGAACGCGGAUGCCUGGCACAACUUCUACGACGCGAGCAAUCCCGACCAGCUGCCGCUGCCGGCGCCGCACAACACGGUGAACGACAUGUACUUCCUGAUCGUCAUCAAGGCUCUCCGGCCGGACAAGGUGGUGCCGGCCGUUCGGUCUUUCAUUACGCGCAACCUGGACCGCUCGUUUGUGGAGCCGCCACCCUUCGAUUUGGCGGCCUCGUUCGCGGACAGCUCGCCGAAAAUUCCGCUGGUGUUCCUGCUCUCGGCCGGAUCGGAUCCCAUGGCCAGUCUCUUCAUGUUCGCCAAACAACGCAACAUGUACGACAAAUUGAAAACCAUCUCGCUGGGUCAGGGACAAGGACCGCGGGCGGAGAAGAUGAUUACCGAGGCGGCGCGGCACGGCCAGUGGGUGGUGCUGCAGAACUGCCACGUGGCCAUCAGCUGGAUGGGCGACCUGGAGAGGAUCUGCAACGACACCACCCUGACGGACGGCGCCAACCACGACUACCGCCUGUGGUGCACCUCGUAUCCCAGCGCCGUCUUUCCCGUCUCCGUGCUGCAGAACUCCGUGAAGAUGACGAACGAACCGCCCAAAGGACUGAGGGCCAACAUGCACCGCUCCUUCACCUCGGAUCCGCUGAUGCGGGACAAGUUCUUCACCAACGCGUUCCUCUUCUCGGACAGCGCCAACAAGUGCUGGCUGCGAGGAGUCUUCGCCCUGGUCUUCUUCCAUGCCGUUGUGCAGGAGCGGAGGGAGUUCGGACCCCUGGGAUGGAACAUCCCCUACGAGUUCAACGAGUCAGACUUGAAAAUUUCCCUUUUGCAGUUGAAGAUGUUUAUUAACCAAAGUCAGAGUAUUCCCUUCCGUGGACAUGUUUAUUUGACUGGAGAGUGUAACUAUGGCGGUCGAGUCACUGACGACAAGGAUCGUCGUCUGAUUUUAUCACUGCUGAACAUGAUAUACAAUCCAAAUACCAUCGAAGUGGAUAAUUAUAAUCUCUCUCAAUCUGGAAACUAUUUGGUGCCCUUGAGCCCAACGCGUUUGAACUCUAUAGAGUACGUUUCCAGUUUCCCACUGAGUCCACAUCCCGAGGUUUAUGGAUUGCACGAAAAUGCUGACAUCAAUCGCAAUGUCAAGGAAACCAAUGCGCUUAUUAGUGGCGUUCUGCUGACGCAGACCGACCUGAUGGCCUCGGUGAAGGCCAGUUCCUCGGGAGGAGCAAAGGAGGACCCGGCAAUUGCCAUUUGCAAGCAGGUGCUGAGCCAACUGCCCGAGGAGUUCGACAUCGAUGAGGUGUCGAAGACGUAUCCCGUGAUCUACACCAAUUCGAUGAACACCGUGCUGCGUCAGGAGCUGAUUCGCUUCAACCGGCUGCUCUCGUACAUCCGCAAGAGCCUGGUCAACGUGGGCAAGGCGGUGGUGGGCCAAAUCGCCAUGAUACCCGAGCUGGAGCGAACACACGCCUCGAUGGUCAUUGGCAAGCUGCCGGCGGACUGGCUGAAGAAAAGCUAUCCGUCGCUUAAGCCAUUGGGCAGCUACGUGAGCGACCUUUUGGCCCGGCUGGCCUUCUUCCAGGAUUGGAUAGACCACGGCGAACCGAUGGUCUACUGGAUAUCGGGCUUCUACUUCACGCAGUCCUUUAUAACCGGAGUGCUCCAGAAUUACUCCCGCAAGAAUCGCUUCCAAAUCGACAUGAUCUUGAUCGAGUUCGCGGUGACCAAGUUCGAGACGCAGGUCCCUGGAAAUCCCGACUUGGGCGCAUACAUCCGGGGCAUUUUUAUUGAGGGCGCUCGCUGGAAUCGCAAGACCAAGGAGGUGGACGAGUCCUUCUCCAAGAUCCUGUUCGAUACCCUGCCGGUAAUUUACCUGCGUCCCGUGCUGAAGGCUCUGGAGGAUUUGCCGCGGAACACUGGCGGCGCGGAACCUGAGACCGUCUACGACUGCCCCGUUUACAAGACGAGCGAGCGGAGAGGCGUCCUCUCCACCACCGGACACUCGACCAAUUUCGUGAUGUACCUGCAGCUGAGGUGCUCCCGGAAGCCGAUGCACUGGAUUAACCGGGGCACGGCCUGCCUGUGCCAACUGGACGACUGAGGGGCACUGGGACUUGGAGGGGGAGUGACCGAGGGCCAGGUGGCGAUCCAGAAACUGUGCCCAUUUGUGUUCUUUUUUUUUGGCGGCACAAAGGGCCGCCUGUCGUCCCAUCUAUAUGCAGAUAUAUAUUUUGAUUUUGUUCCGUUUGAUUCCCCAUCCCAGAAGCCCCAGGAGCGCAAUGUCUUGUUUGUUUUUUGGGCCCCCGCUCUCCGCAUUCACCGGUCGGAUCUGGGCCGCCGGCCAUGUGGCAAGAUUGAGGGGGCAUUCGAGGGGGCAGUGGCAUUUUGAUGAUGAUGAUGCUGAUUGCCAGAUACAAAUUAAAUAUGCACAGUACUAUACAGCCAGGCUGGAUAUAUAUUUUUUAUGUGCGCCAUUUACAAAUGAAUAAACGAAAGAAUAAAGCCCCCAA